Messenger RNA from Oryctolagus cuniculus (rabbit), 3955 nucleotides. RefSeq names its product NUF2 component of NDC80 kinetochore complex (gene NUF2). NCBI's taxonomy places the organism in Eukaryota, Metazoa, Chordata, Mammalia, Lagomorpha, Leporidae. Gene Ontology annotation, molecular function: protein-containing complex binding. Gene Ontology annotation, cellular component: Ndc80 complex; kinetochore. Gene Ontology annotation, biological process: mitotic spindle organization; attachment of mitotic spindle microtubules to kinetochore; kinetochore organization. The record is from RefSeq and is a predicted model, not a curated record.
CCGGCACCCGGCGCGGCCGGAAGUGCGCUCGGCGGGACGGGGCGGGACUUCCAGGAGGAGGCGGCAGUUUUGAAAAGUGACAACGGUUGGUGUUUGCUGAGUUUUGACUUGGCCGUGACUGCUACCGGGAUUUGCCGCCCUCCUGCGGGCGGCUGCGGCGGUAGACUAAGAGGAGUCUCCCAAGAUGGAAACUUUGUCUUUCCCCAGAUAUAAUGUAGCUGAGAUUGUGAUUCAUAUUCGCAACAAGUUCUUAACAGGAGCUGAUGGUAAAAACCUCUCCAAGAAUGAUCUUUAUCCAAAUCCAAAGCCUGAAGUCUUGCACAUGAUUUACAUGAGAGCCUUACAAAUAGUAUAUGGAAUUCGACUGGAGCAUUUUUACAUGAUGCCAGUGAACUCGGAAGUCAUGUAUCCACAUAUAAUGGAAGGCUUCUUACCAGUCAGUAAUUUAUUUAUUCAUCUGGAUUCAUUUCUGCCCAUCUGCCGGGUGAAUGAUUUUGAGAUUGCUGAUAUUCUAUAUCCAAAAGCAAAACGGACAAGUCGGUUUUUAAGUGGCAUUAUCAACUUUAUUCACUUCAGAGAAGCCUGCCGUGAGACAUAUAUGGAAUUUCUUUGGCAAUAUAAAUCCUCUGUGGACAAAAUGCAGCAGUUAAAUACUGCUCACCAGGAGGCAUUAAUGAAGUUGGAGAGACUUGAUUCUGUUCCAGUUGAAGAGCAAGAGGAGUUUAAGCAACUUACAGAUGAUAUUCAGGAGCUGCAACAAUCACUGAAUCAGGAGUUCCGUCAAAAAACGAUAGUGCUGCAGGAAGGAAAUUCCCAAAAGAAGUCAGAGAUUUCAGAGAAAACCAAACGCUUGAAUGAACUAAAGCUGUCAGUAGUUUCUUUGAAAGAAAUACAAGACAGUUUGAAAACAAAAAUUGUGGAUUCUCCAGAGAAACUGAAGAAUUAUAAAGAAAAAAUGAAAGAUACAGUCCAGAAGCUUAAAAAUUCCAGGCAAGAAGUGAUGGAAAAAUAUGAAAUCUACAGAGAUUCAGUAGACCGCCUGCCAUCCUGUCAGUCAGAGGUGCAGUUAUAUCAAAAGAAGAUACAGGACCUUGCAGAUAAUAGGGAAAAACUAACCACCAUUUUAAAAGAGAGCCUGAAUUUGGAGGACCAAAUUGAGAGUGAUGAGUCAGAACUGAAGAGAUUGAAGACUGAAGAAAAUUCAUUCAAAAGACUGAUGAUUGUGAAGAAGGAAAAACUUGCUACAGCACAAUUCAAAAUAAAUAAGAAGCAUGAGGAUGUUAAGCAGUACAAACGCUCAGUAAUUGAGGAUUGCAAUAAAGUUCAAGAAAAAAGAGGUGCUGUCUGUGAGCGAGUAACUACAAUAAAUCAAGAAAUCCAAAAAAUUAAGUCUGCAAUUCAACAACUAAAAGAUGCCACCGAAAGGGAGAAACUGAAGUCUCAGGAAAUAUUUCUAAACUUGAAAACUGCUUUGGAGAAAUACCAUGAAGGCAUUGAAAAGGCAACAGAGGAGUGUUAUGAUAGGAUAGAUGAAAAAACAGCUGAACUGAAGAGGAGGAUGUUCAGAAUGUCAACCUGAUUAGCAACGUCACUUGUCUUUGUAAAUGGCUUGCCAUCUUUUAAUUUUUUUGUUUGGAAAGGGAAGAGUGAAGUUGAAACUACUAGAAGUAUCAGAAGUAACAAAUAAUGUUGGCUCAAUCUGUUUUUAUAUACUCAUAUAUAAAUUGUUAUUAGAUAUGCAUUUAAAGUGGACUUUUAUUAAUUUAUAAUUAAAGUAACUUGUGCAGUUAUUCCUGUCUCUAUUCUUCCCCCCUUAUUGUCAGUAGUAGGAGGAGCAAAACAAAAACCAGUACUUAUGAAAUGUGUAUAUAUAUAUAUUUUUCUGUUAAUUUCAUGGCUGUUGUUAAUUUGUUGACAUACAGAGUUGUGGCAUUAUUGAGCCCUGACUGUGCUAUAAACACUGUAGUUGGGAUAUCAUUUAUUUCUCCCUUAAGCAACUUUAGGUAGAUUUUAUUAUUACUACUUUAUAGGUGAUGUCACUAUGAAGAUCUUGAAAAAUUAAAUAGCUGAGCCAAAAUUUGACCAUGCUCUGUAUGAUACCAAAGUCCGGAAUGGUCCCACUAUACCACACUUUCUAAUGUAAUUAUGUGAAAGAGAAAGUUUGAGUGUUUAUUUCUUCAUUGAUGCUAUUAGGAUUUUUAUGAGAAGAAUCGGAUUAGAACAGUGUCUGGCAUGGUAGACACUCAGCUCCUAUUAUCUGUUAGUAUGACAGUCAUGGGAGCUCCAGGUGGUUUUCCUUUUGUCAGGCUUAAUAAAAUGUUCAUGUGGUUAGAGGUUUUCAGUGAGGGGAAAGGCCCUGGAUUGGGAAGAACAGAAGGGGAUAAGCAGUCAAACCACUGCCCUGUCCCUUUCUUGCUUCUCUUUAAAUAAUCACAGAUUUUGAUCCAUAGUAAAGUCGUGCAGUGAGGCCAGUUAAUGGGCAUAAAACAUGACUGUACCUCUGUCAUCUUAAAUUUAAAAUGGACUUUUCUCCAGCUUUAGUGACUGCGCUGUUCCCCGUACUCCGUAUAACCAAAUUUCUUGAGAGUGUUUCGUUCCCCAUUCAUCAUUUCAUCAUGACAUUGUUAUUUUUAGCCAUAGUAAUCUUGUGAACUUUUCUAAGAUCACCAGAAAAUUCCUAGUUCCUAAAAUUCUGUGGAUGCUUUUUAUUGCUUUAUCUUCCUCAAUUCUACCCAUCUAAUACUUCGCAUUUGUCUCAGAAACACCACUGCCUUGGUUCUUUUAGUUCUCUGUCCUUUUUAACUUUUUCCGUCCAAGGGCUUUGUUUUCUGUUCACCUCCUAAGCAUUUGUGUCAUCUUGGCUUCUUCCCUUGACCUUCCUUGUCACACCCACUAUAAUGCUCCUUGAAAACUUUUAGCUGUGGCUUCAGUCAUGAAUUAAACAUUCAUACAACUUCUACAUUUAUGUACAUUUGUCAUAUACCUCCUGAAUUUCAGUCUUGUAUAUUCAAUGCCCAGUACGUGUCUAAAUCUUACGAAGGCAAUCUUCUGGUGAAGCCCAGCGGGCCCUUUCAGAAUAAUGUUCUUCACGCAUAAAAAAAGUACAGGAUUGCAAGAGAAACCAAUUAUAUUCAAAUAUGAUUAUCAAAAAUUUAAAACCAUUGUGGUGAACUGUAUCACUAUGCUUUUGCCUGUGUUGGAAAAGGAACUCAUUCACUGUUAGAAUGUUAAUCUCCCUCCCUUUAUCCGUCUAGUAGCAAGAAUUGUGGAUUAAUGUGCCCACAUCUACUUUUCACUUCUCAUUUGCUCAUGUUGCAGUCUGUAUUCUCAUUGUCACCUGAUGAACUUGGGGCAGUUGUACCAGGCUCCCAGUCUCAAAGCCACCUACAGAGACAUCAGAGUAUUCUGAUGUGCAGAUUGGUUUGUAUCAGUGAUCUGUGCAAAGUUUUUUAACCUUUCAAACUGUCUUGCAAGUGUGCCAAUUUUUAACUGAAAGAGGAACUGUGGAAUACUUUAAAUUUCCAAAGGAAACAACAGUACUUCAUAUCUGUCAGACACCAUAGCUCACCAUAGUUCAGUUGCGUUGUUAGGCUGCCUUAUAUCCCUUUUCAAUUCAUAUGUUUGUGAGGCUAGGGUUUUGGCAUUUGCUGUAAAGAAAAAAACCCAAAUAUUAAAAUCAAAACUUUUAUGGGACAGAUAAUGAGACAGCAAUAUCGAAUCUGAUUCCAAAGUUUGAGAACUUGUACAGCACCCAAUAGGCACAGAUAGCCUAUUAGUACUUAAUUACUUAACAGUAAAAUAAAACGUUUCAGUUUCUGUUAGGUUGCUGAAACAUCCAUUGUUAGAACAUAAAUGCCUGUUAACUUUUUUGGAUGUAACUACUUCAAUGGAACUGUUAAAUAUUUUGUAGGGAACCUUUCUCCUUAUGGAAUAAACUAAAAAUUUUUAACUGCCA